This is a messenger RNA of Salvia hispanica, 1400 nucleotides long. Its product is annotated as WAT1-related protein At1g21890-like. Gene Ontology annotation, cellular component: membrane. Gene Ontology annotation, molecular function: transmembrane transporter activity. NCBI's taxonomy places the organism in Eukaryota, Viridiplantae, Streptophyta, Magnoliopsida, Lamiales, Lamiaceae. The record is from RefSeq and is a predicted model, not a curated record.
GUGUUAUAUUCAAUAAGCAUUUACACACACAUUGGUUUCGAUUUUCAUAUUCUUUUAUUCUUCUCAUUUUGUGUGUAUAAAAGGACACAAACCCAUUAUUUAGUUAUUCAUACUAGAAAAUCAUCAAUCGAAAAAAUGGUGAAUUUGAGUGAAUCUUUUAACAAAAUGAAGGCCUACUUGGCUAUGAUUGGUCUUCAAUUUGGUUACGCAGGAAUGUACAUAAUAAGCCUUGUUUCAUUGAAGGGAGGAUUUAGCCAUUGGAUUUUGGUGGUUUAUCGACAUAUUGUUGCUUCUUUGGUUUUCUGCCCCUUCGCAUAUUUUCUUGAAAAGAAAACAAGGCCAAAGAUGACAAAAUCGAUAUUUCUGAAGAUCAUGUUGCUUGCUUUCCUAGAGCCUGUGCUGGACCAAAACAUGUAUUACCUUGGCAUGGAGUAUACAUCUGCAACAUUUGCAUCAGCCACAGUCAACGUUUUGCCUGCCAUCACCUUCAUUAUGGCUGUUGUUUUCAGGUUGGAGAAGGUGAACCUGAAAAAAGUGCAUAGUUUGGCAAAAGUGAUAGGCACAUUAAUAACGGUGAUGGGAGCGAUGGUGAUGACGUUGUACAAGGGCCCCAUCGUGGACAUCUUGUGGUACUCUCACGGAAGCGGCCACAAAGCAGCCGCAGCCGCAGCAGUGGACAGCGACCAGCACUGGGUCACCGGCACCAUCAUGCUGCUUUCAUGUAUUGUGGGAUGGUCUGCCUUCUUUAUCGUACAAAACAAAACGUUGGAGGAGUAUCCGGCUGAGCUGUCAUUGUCAUCUCUAGUAUGUGUGAUGGGAGUUGUUGAGGGUGGAAUUGUGGCUCUAAUUAUGGAGCGUCGUAAGGGUGCUUGGGCUAUUGGCUUUGAUUCUAGGCUUCUUGCGGCUGCCUAUUCAGGAAUUGUGUGCUCGGGAAUCGCCUACUACAUGCAGAGUGUGGUGAAUAAGUCCCGAGGGCCCGUUUUCGUCACUGCCUUCAGUCCCUUGAGCAUGAUCAUCACUGCUGUGCUCGGAGCCAUCGUUCUCUCCGAGCAAGUUCAUCUUGGAAGCUUGAUUGGAGCAGGCAUCAUAGUGGUUGGGCUUUACUCGGUGGUUUGGGGCAAAAGUAGAGAGAGAUCGGCUGCUAAUUCACACAACAAACAAAGCUACAACAAUGAUGAUCACUUGCCUGUCUCAGACAUGAAAACAAUAGACCAAAUUAAUCAUCACAAUACUCCAAAAUCCUUGCACGCAGCAGAGCCAUGAAAUGAAAGCAUUGAAUAUAUAUAUGUAUGGGAGAAUGGAGAUGACAGAAGUAUAUAUACAAUUGCUAUCUUACCAAUCUCAAUGCUAUUGUAUUAAGGGAAUAUAUUCCUUAUAAUCUAGUACAAUUUUGAGUACUA